AUGAGAGAAAACAAUACUAUUACUAAAGACCAAAAUGUGGAAACGAAACUCUUAUCAGACACCAAUACAUUACAAGAUUGUUGUUCAUCUAUUGCAACUCCGGAUUUAUCCUAUUUAAGGAAAAAUCAAUCGACAAUUACUCCAGAUGUUGUCGCUCGUUCUACUAUUGAAUCACAACCAUUAACAACUCUUAGUUCGCCGUUUAUGAUAUUGUCGUCAAGUGAAAUGAAAAAUGCUUCACAAUUAACAAUCGAACAUUGGAAAUAUAUAUUUGAAACAUGUAAUCUCGGUAAAGCAUUAUUUAUCGACGGAUUAAAACCGAAGUAUAGUCAUGAAUCAGCUAUUCGAUUGAAAGAUAAUACAAAACCAAAAACUGUCGUUUGUGAUUCUUCAAGUAUCGAUGCACGUUUAACUUACACUGAACGAAGCAAAUUAUUUGUGGAAUAUAAAUUCAAUGACAUUGAAAAGAGCUUUUCAUGUCCGUUUGUUUCUUUUUCUGAUAAUUAUGAGAAAAAUGAAAAAAUGGCUCGUAACUCUUCGAAGAAAAACUUAUUUACAACCUGUACGUGGAAUUUUCCGCGUGUUUCAAUAAAACUGGAUAGUCACAAUAUUGAAGCAACAUCAGAAUUUUUGCGUGAUGUAGACAUAAUAUUAAAUUCAUCGACACAAGAUCAAUAUGAUAGAUUCAAGGAACUAUUUUCAGACUAUGGACAUGUCAUUGCAACUGAAUUAAUCAUCGGAGGACAAUUGCAUCAUGCUGAUAUGCGAGAAAGAACAGGUUCAGUAGAUGAAACACAACAUAAAGAAGAACGAAAGCAAGAAUUCCGAGCAGCUGUAAACCUAGUAACUAUACCUGCUAAGAUAUUAAUAAAAGCUGAAGCAAGUGCUGAUGCUGGUGCAGGUAAAAAAACUGAAGCUAAAUUUCGAGACGAAGACAAUCGACAAAUAAUGAAUACGACUUUUCAGGCAACCGGUGGUGAUACAUUACAGUGUGAAGGUUCUAGUAAAUGGGUUUCAACAAUUGAAAAUUUUCUUAAUUGGCGAGUGAUAAGUAUUGAGAAAACGGUGCCGCUCUAUAAAUUAUUAGACAAAGAUCGACAAGAUAAAAUUGAAUCCGUAUUACAUCAGUAUCAACUAAAAAUGGUUGUACCAGGUAAUACACCGAUGCCCAAUGAUACACAACUUUCAACUCACGAAACACAACCGAGAGCCGUCCUGCCAAAAUCACUUAUAGCGGGUAUAGAUAUUGUCAGCAAACUUUCUGGGACACCAUCAGGAUAUGAAUGUAUUACAAAAGUUUAUGAUGAUAAUAGUUAUAACGCCUGUUUGACACAAUAUUCAUGGCUGGGCUUACGACGUUUAGAGGAACUUCCAGAAAGUUAUACUUAUAUUGGUGACAUCAAUGGCCUAAAAAUGUGUAUUCGACAAGGUAACAGUUCACCUUCGACGAAAAACUUAUAA
Messenger RNA from Rotaria sordida, 1461 nucleotides. Lineage: Eukaryota; Metazoa; Rotifera; Eurotatoria; Philodinida; Philodinidae. The record is from the annotation of a GenBank genome assembly.